UCAGGUUGGUGGCAUCAACUUGCCGUUUCGAACUCCCAACUUCUCAAGUAUUGCAUCGUCAUCGGCAGCACAUCUCGCCACGUGACCGGCUAAAUGCCGGUAAUGCCGGCUAGCAACCGCCUGUUCAAGCUGGACGAGCUCAUCAGAGUACUUGAAAUCUCGCCGGAGGAACGUGAAUAAGAGAUAGAGCCUGUCCUGUUUUGCAAGUGUUGAAAUGCCUCGUCGAAAAGCAGCGGAGACUCAAAGUUCGCAGAAUGCGGUGCCCGCCAAAAGGAAAAAGGGCAGUCUGGAAAGCGCCGCUAGUGCUGCUCCUUCAGUCAAGAAACCGAGGCUGCAUAAAGAGGUGUCUGUGGAGCGGCGCAGCAGCCCCGGCAACGUCUACACCGUCGGGCAAGGCGAUGUCGGCCAGCUCGGGUUGGGGCCGGAUGUGAUGGAGUGCUCACGGCCCGCUCAGGUUCAAGGCUUGAAAGAUGUGGUGGAUGUUGUGGCAGGAGGCAUGCACACCCUGUGCCUGACUGCUGAUGGCAAGGUGUGGUCGUUUGGGUGCAACGACGAGGGCGCCCUCGGUCGUCAGACAGUCGAGCCUGACAACAGCGAGACAACGCCCGGAAUCGUGGAGCUCCCAGAGGCCGCCGCGCAAGUGACGGCAGGGGGACUCCCACUCCGCUGCGCUUCACCGUGUCCGGGAAAGUCUACCUCUGGGGCAACUUCCGCGAUUCCCGAGGGCAGAUGGGCCUCAUCACAGCAGGAAAGGCCGAGCCAGAGCCGAAGCUGGUCAGUCUCCGACAUUCUGCAGAUUGCCUCUGGCAGUGACCACGUGGCGAUGCUGACGGCGAAGGGCGACUUGCUAACCAUGGGUUGCGGUGAGCAGGGGCAGCUGGGACGGCUGCCCACACGGACUGCUCCGCGCCGAGCGUGCGCCGCCUGCACAAGAGCUGCUCAAGCCCACCAAAGCCUACAUACCCAAACCCAAAGAUCAAUACGUGUUUGCUCUUCACUGCUGAGAUGUGAUCUGGCAUUGUGUCCAGGUUGCAAGACCCGGGCCUUUGACAGGGUUUGGGCUGCUGCUUAUGCCACGUUUGUGCGGCUGCGCGAGACUGGCCGUCUGUAUGGCUGUGGUCUCAACAACUACCACCAGAUGGGAGCGCAGGCGCAGAGUUCGAGCGAAAGCGGCACAGUCAUCUCCGUGCCCCAACCACUGACCUCGUGCGAUGGGCACAGGUGGAAGCUCGUGAGUGGUGGCCAGCACCACACGCUGCUCCUCAGCGAGGAAGGGGCGGUCUUCUCUCUGGGCCGCAAGGAGUACGGCCGGCUCGGCCUCGGGGAGUCCACCCCGGCCGGCAACAACGACCAGGACAAACCCGCCCCAGUGCCUGGCCUCUCCGACUGUGUGGACGUCUCGUGUGGAGAGGCAGUUUCGUAUGCCAUUGAUCGAGAAGGACAGCUUGCACUCCUGGGGCUUUGGCACAAACGGCCAGCUCGGCCACGGCGGUGACGAUGACCUCUUCGAACCCAAGGCGGUAGCGGGGAAGUUCGCUGGCAAAAAAGCGCUGGUCGUUUCCGGAGGUGGCCAACACGCUGUCAUACUCGCCUCAUGAUAUAGGCCAGUAACUUUUUUAGGGAAAAAAACAAUUGUUACUUUACAUUGUCAUAUUUUUUUAUUAAAUGAUUGACGCAGGCACAACACUGAAUAGUGAAGCACACAACGCAAAUAAAGACAAGGGCACUUCGAGUAAACAACACACAGAGCGC
Molecule: messenger RNA, 1752 nt
Organism: Rhipicephalus microplus (southern cattle tick)
Lineage: Eukaryota; Metazoa; Arthropoda; Arachnida; Ixodida; Ixodidae
Product: regulator of chromosome condensation-like
Cellular component (GO): cytoplasm
Molecular function (GO): guanyl-nucleotide exchange factor activity
Source: RefSeq, a predicted model, not a curated record